Messenger RNA from Drosophila miranda, 2070 nucleotides. Its product is annotated as stress-activated map kinase-interacting protein 1. The record is from RefSeq and is a predicted model, not a curated record. Gene Ontology annotation, biological process: TORC2 signaling. Gene Ontology annotation, molecular function: phosphatidylinositol-4,5-bisphosphate binding. Gene Ontology annotation, cellular component: cytoplasm; TORC2 complex; plasma membrane. Lineage: Eukaryota; Metazoa; Arthropoda; Insecta; Diptera; Drosophilidae.
UGGUAGCCGUGACUGCGCUAUAUAAAAAUACCUGCGAUAAGUCAGUGGUUCACAGUUUGUGGGACGCGCUAGUGUAUUUUGCUCGAUGCAGAGAUAAAUAGAAAUAAAAGUAAUUUACAAAAAUGAAACCAUUUGUCUUCAAACAUGGCCACCUACUCAAACCAGCAUUGGCUGCUGUCCCACAUACGCAACUCCUUCAUCUCAACCGACGACACCGGGAUGUGCGAGACCGUGAUGCUGAGCGAUGACAUGCCAAAGCAUUAUUUGAGAAAAUUCAACUCUUCGGCUGGGGUGGAAUCUCACAGGCGGAGACCGUUGAAGCCGCCGCUGGCCAGUGCACUACCGGACAGAAAUACACGCCAUCCGGAUGCGCCAAUGCAGGAAGUGGACUUUAUGUGCUACCCCGGACUGGACCUGAGCGAUGAUGAGGAGGACAUGUCGACACACUCGUUCGACAUUCAGAUGUACCCCGAGCUGGGGGCGCACCGUUUUCGGUCCAACACUGCCCAAAAGCUGGAGAAACUGGACAUUGCCAAGAGGAGGGCGGCGCGCAUCAAGAGCAUUAACUACAACGAGGAAGUGCAGCCGCCCGACGACAAAGAUUUCUUUAAGCGCAAGGAAAUACCAAAUAUCAAGCCAACCAUCCCAAAGGAGAAAAAGGCGAACGAUGAUGAGCUGUCCGACGAAGGGGUGUUGACGGAACAACUGGCUAAGAGCCCCAAGCAGACGCAAAAAAAAUUCAUCGAGUUCGCCCGUAUCGAUGGCACCUCUCAGGUAGGCAUGCAGACGAAGCGCAUCAAUGUCUAUCUAAACAUGCUGCCAGAGCCAGACCGCAACUAUCCCCUAAAGGUAUGCAUGCUCUCCACUGCCAAGAUCCAGGAGGUGAUUGGUUUCGUCUGCUAUAAGACCUCCCUGCAGUAUCCAGAUGUGCCACUGAAAUCGUUGCAGCACUAUGGUCUCUACAUGACGGAGGACAACGACGACAUGGAAGACUUCCCGCCUCUAGACAAUCGCGAGCCUUGCUCCAAGUUUGGAUUCGCAGAGCGGCGUCCCUUGGCGCCCGUCACCAGGGUGGACUACCCUGGACUGCUGGGCAACAAAUCGAUGACCUCCGAGGACGUUAAGGCCACUUUGGCGGAUGCAGCGUUAAGGGCUCUGAAGAAUAUCACGUUAAACGGAGGAGCAGCCGAUCCAGGUGGAGGGCAGAAGUGCCUGCUCAAUCACAACGAUAUGCUGGAGGCACCCAUGCAUCGCAGCUUCCGCCUAAAAAUCAUCGACAAGCGUUUCUUCAAGUCCGACGUCACGUUGGGCAUCUCCGGCGAGAGGAUCGAUAUCGACCAGUAUAAGAAUGCCAAGUUCUGGCCGCAGAAAAAGCCCGUUUCCACGCCCAUCGAUUUGGUGGCCCAUUGCGAGAUUGUGGAGAGGCGUCACCUGAAGGCUCUGCUUUGUAUCUGGCUAAAGUCAAAUUCCUCCUCUUCCUCCCUGCCUUCCGGCUGCACCUCGGCUCCCAUCAAUGCCCGCGUGACCACGCUAAGCACGGGCACGGGAAGCAGCAGUGCCGGGAUCGCCCACUCCCCAAGCAGUCCGGGAAACUCUUUCGGCUUCUUCAUGACCAGCAAUAUUCGAUUUAAGCACUACGACUUCGACACUGACACCCACACAGCCGAGCAGAUCAACAGCAAGCUUAACUGCAUCCUGGAGAUGCUGUCCAGUGAGCUGCGGCGGGAGUUCCUGCAGCAGCGUGAGCGCAAAGAGGAGCGACAGCAGGUGAAAAAGCAGCCAAAGUUGUAGUAUUUAUUCCUGUGGCGGCGUCUCUUGCGAGAAAAGCUGCUCGUGUGCCUAGCAAGCGGGCCUCUGUAUUCGCCAGAGCCACCGCCUCCUCCUUCGACUAAGCCUAAAUCCUACGCCUAAGCCUCCGCCUGCGCCUGCGCCUACUGUUCGAUAAGUUGUAUUAUGUAGUUGCUAACUAAAGAUUGUGUUACACAUGUUUAAAAUAGCCUGUAAGUAUUUAUUGAACUCACUUAACUACGAAAGCCCGAUCCUGAAGAUAAACCCAAGCAUUAAAGUUCA